Capra hircus (goat) is the source of this 5533-nucleotide messenger RNA. RefSeq names its product apolipoprotein B receptor (gene APOBR). Lineage: Eukaryota; Metazoa; Chordata; Mammalia; Artiodactyla; Bovidae. The record is from RefSeq and is a predicted model, not a curated record. Gene Ontology annotation, cellular component: membrane. Gene Ontology annotation, molecular function: very-low-density lipoprotein particle receptor activity. The transcript is spliced from 4 exons. The coding region runs from base 1632 to 4700 and encodes 1022 amino acids. Gene Ontology annotation, biological process: triglyceride metabolic process; lipid transport.
CACUUCCGGGUCUUCUCUCUGCCUUCGUUUUAGACCUUCCCAACUCCGGGGCGUAGGAGAGAUAGAGGCUGGGAGAACCCGGGAACCACCGGUUUAAAACUGGUGUGGAUAGGAUAAGCAACAAGAGCCAUGAUGUUAGGUAGCAGCGCCCAAGGCCUUGAACGUCGUGCCAGCACUAGUCAUGGCUACCAACGGCUUCAGCUUCUCUCACGGCCUGCAACUGCCAGAAACAAAUAUGGCCACACAGCUACCCAAGACUGUUUCUGGCUGACAACAAAGGCAGCCGCAUCACAUCAUUCUUAUUCCUAUCUGUUGCCUUUAGAUUGCUUUAGAAACUGUAAGUAAAGAUAGCACCCACCUAAUAAGAUGUCAUGAAUUAUCUCUUGGCAGUAUCCAAGAGUUAAGAGAACUCUUUUCUUAAUUUAUGUUAGAACCAAGGUAGUUCAACCCUAGUUUUGCAGAUGAGAAAACAAAAAAGGAAGGUUACUGAUGAUUGUACAACAUCAGACCUAAAGGUGACUUUAGAAACUCGGCAUUAAGAAAUAGAGCACCAGGGACAGGGUUGCUGGCUCAGCUGGCUGCAGAUUCCUGCCUGCAUUAAGGGUGAUUAGACCAAAUGAUUCUAAGGCUGGAGAUUCUGAGUCUGCGAUCUCAUCUAGUUCCUCUCAUUGAAAAUUUGGAAAGUGAGGCUCUGGGAGGGAAUAGAGGAAGAGGUGUAGGUUAAAAUCAUUUGACGUAGUCCCAAAUAAGGAGCAAUUAUUCUCUUACCUUCCUCUAGGUGGUAAAGCAGCAUCCUGUGUUUUCUUCAUCACGUCCUUCCCCUGCUAAUCUCUCUUGUGGGCUUCCAACAGUCAGUGCCCACCUCUCCCAGCUCUUCCUCCCCACCAGGCCUUCAGACUUGCUGUUUGAAAGGUACCCCCUAUGGUAUGCUUCCCAGAUCACUCAACCAAUGAAAAACAGGAUCCUACUACCCAUACUGGGCUCUAGAAAUUCAGCAACAUGUCAUACAUGGCCUCCACCUUCAAGGAACUCAAAGGAAGGUGGGAGGUAGACGUGAAUAACCACAAUACAAAGUGUAGCCAAGUUUCGUUUUGCAAGAAUGACUACAGAUGAGCAAAUGGGCAUUGGAGCCACCAAUCCAGCUCUUUCUUCCUCUAGGGGAAGCAUUAAUGACCCUGAAAUGAGAAACCAGAGCUCUUACCAGCCCCCUGCUCACUCCUACUCUUUGUCCCCAGGCAAAACAGGAACCACAAACCCCAGCUUCCUCUCACAGAGACGCUGUGGCUUUGAGGGGAGACGGAAAUGGCCGAGGUGUAAAUACAAGACCUGAGUCACUUGAGCUGCAGUUGCCCCAAACUGCCUCAGCAGACCCCAAUUCUGAGAUCUCCGGCUCCCACUUUUCCCUUUUGGUCUUCCUCCCUUACCCUCUAGUUCCAAAUGCACAUCCAAGUCCCUUAUGUGAUAGAUACCUAUUUCCCAACCUGCGCUGGAAGCAGCUGUGGGCAGGGCUUGGGGUGGGGAUACGUCAGGAAGAGACAGGGGAAGAGGAAGUGUCUUGGGCAGUGGGGAAGACUGGUUCAGUGGGUGGGGACAGUCAUUAUCGGUUUUCUGGACACACAGAGACAGACAGGAUGGAUUUCCUCCGGCUACAUCUCCCUGGGCUGCAUCAGGCCUUGAGGGGGGCACUGGAGUCUCUCAGCACCUUUGUUUCCUACCUUAUAGGAGAUGAAGUCCCCACUGUAGAGAGGAAGGAGGCAUGUGCAGCUGAGGAAUCGAGGGAGGUGGCUGCAGGAAGGCCCCUGGGGAAGGUGGAAGAGGAAGCCCAGGAGGCCCUGGAGGAUCUUGGAGGCAGUCAAAGCAAGGAGAAUGGAGGGCUGAGACAGCCUGGAGAGACUGGAAGAUGCUGGGAGGAAAGCUCAGCUACACAACAGACCUGGGGUGGGGGAGAAGGCAGCUCCCGUGGGUCUCAAGCUGAGAGGCAGGACACUGAGGACUGGGAGGCAGCCAAAGCCAUCAGAUGCCAGGAUUCAGGUGUCCCCUUGGAGACCAGAAAGAAGUCUGAGGCAGGGUCUGAGGCUGGUCAAGAUAGGAGGAGCCAAGCUCUGGAGAGCCAGGAGCAUGAUGAGCAGGAAGUGAAGAGAGAGGAGACACCGAGAACACGGGAAUGGGAGGAGGAAGAGGUCAGGGCCGCAGAGCCAGUGGUGGUGGGAGGGGUGGAGUCAGAGUGGGCCUGGCACAAGGAGCCUGAGGGGAAGGCCGGUGCUGAUGGGCACAAGGUGGCAGGGGAUGGCAAGGAAUCAGAGCAGGUCGUAAGUGAGGCAGCCGCAGCGGAGAUCCAGGGCCCUGGGGCCAAAGGGGCUGGGAGGGAAGAAGCGGUGGCAGUGGUCAGGUGUGGCCGAAGCACAAGGGCACAGGGGACCCAGGAGCCAGGGGCAGAAUCUGAGGAUGGGGAAGCCUUGGGCAAGGAGGAGGCUGACCUCCCAGGAGUUGAGGAGACAGAAUAUGGGGCAGUUCCAGGAGAAAGGAUCCCAGAGGGUACUGGGAGAGUCUGGGCCCUAGAGGAGACCUCUAAGAGAGACCAGGAGGAGGAGGUGGAUGAGAAUAGAGAGACCGAAGCAAGCCUGUUCCCUGAACGGACCCAGGUCCUAGGAACCGGGAGAGUGGAAGAAGAAGCCAAAGGCCAGGCAGCAGGGAGGGAGGCUGAGGAAAGUCUGAGGUCAGUGGGGGAGGUAAGGGAGGGCUUUGAGGGCCAAGCAGAUCAGGCUGAGGAAGAGGCCGUGGGGAGGCAAGACUCAGAGGUCAAGGCUGGUCAAGCCAGUCUCAAGGAGGUAGUACAAACAGAUGAGGCUGAGGAGCAGAGGAAGGAGAGUUGCUUGGCCGCAGAGGCUGAGCUGCCCCAGAACAAAGUAGCCAAUGAGGCUAAAGGGGAUGUUGACUUAGAGGCAACCCCAGAGGCCAGGCCCCAGCAGUUCAAUGGGGGGAGCGGGGAGGAAGAGACUCAGACCGGGGAUGAAGCAUUGGAGGGGGAGUGGGGUGGCCUUGAGCACAAGGUCACUGAAGGCCAAGAACCUGAGCUGAUGGGAGGCCCCCAGACCACAACAGAGCAACUCGAGGAAGGGCCAGUGGGUAAAGAAGAGCUCCGGAGCAUUCUAGCCCCAGGCAGAGAGGAGACAAGGAGGAGCCAGCAGGAAUGUCCCAGGCACGUGGGGCAUGUGAAGCCUAACAGCUCUGUGGCCGAAGCCUGGGAAAACAGAAGAAAGGAUGUGGAGAGAGAUGAUGCCCAGGAGGAAAAAGGAGAUGCUGAAGAGGGGGAGGAGGAGGCUACAAGAGGCCAGGCAUCGGUGGUGGAGGCUGCAGGAGGCCGAGAGUUGGCACGGCCAGCGAUCCCAGAGGCAGGUGGGGAGUGGAUGAAAGCAAAGGAAGCCUGGCAUGGAGCAGAGGAGGGGGAGGCCCCGGGAGCAGAGAACCAGGAGCAGGGCAGAAGGCUUGGGGCAGAAGUAGGGACCAGCCAGUUCCUGGGAGAGUUGGACACCAGAGAAACCCAGGAGGAGGAGGUAGAGGCCGCUGGGCCCUGUGGGGAGGACAGAGCCUCCAGGAGCGGCUGGAGGCUGGAGGCAGAGGCUAUGAGCACCCAGAGCAGCGAGGGCCCGGAGGCAGAUUCUUUGGCUGUCCAGAUGGUGGAGGAUAAGGCAGCUUUGGAAGGAGGGGCCCUUGGGCCUGGGGAAGGGCCCAAAAGAGAGGCUGGGGAUGCCUUUGGGAGAGGCUGGGAUUUGGAAGGGAGAGAGGAAGCUCACAGAGGUGCGGAGCUGGUGGAGGCUGCAGAGGGAGAGAAGAGAGAGGGGCAGGAGUUUGGCCUGGAGGGCUCAGCCGAGGAGGAGGUGCCUGGCCGAGGUAGCCAAGCAGAGGCUCCUGAGGCUGCCCUGGAGAGUGAGCCAGAGGGAGAGCCAGUGGGACUAGGGGAAUCAGCAGGGGCAGAAGGAAUCUGUGGGGUGGAUGACUUUCCCUUGGGCUCGCAGGCGCUGAGGGCAGAGGACCUCCUGGGAGGGCAGGCACUGUGGGAAGGAGAGGCUGGGGCAUGGCGAGCGAGGGAGCAGGGGCAGAGGGGUGAGGCACAGAGUGGGAACCAGCACCCUGAGGAGGGAAAAACACAAAGGCCCCUUGACGUGGAGGAUGCUGGGGUGACUGGAGGCCAGAAAGCAGAGGCCGCGGAGACUGAUCCAGAAGGCCUGGAGGGUGUCCAAGGCCUGGAGGGUGUCCAAGGCCAGGAGGACCAGUCAACCAAUGAGGACCCUGCGGAGGCUGGGCCUGGACCACAAGGGGAGGCUGACGGGAGCCCUGGACAGGAUGCUCACAGCAGGUGGGGUGAGGCCCUGCUCCCCGGGUCCCGCCUGGACGUCUCUGUCUCGAGGAGCCGAGUAUUCCUGUCCCGCAGCUCCUCGCAGCGCCGCUCCCGGCCCUCUUUCCGACGGACCCCGGUCCCUGAGCCACCCGAGGGGUCUCCCAGCCCUCCACCUGAGGAGGAGCCAUCAGCCCCAGAGCAGAGAAUCCAGCCAGAGCAGCCGCCGGAGCCAACGCCCCCCAGGCCUGAAGGGACUCCACUGCCGGCCAGGAGAAGUCCCUUGGGACAGGGGUUUGGCCUGGCACACCCAGGCAUGAUGCAGGAACUGCGAGCCCGCCUGGGCCAGCCAAAGCCCCAGUGACUGGGAUUUAAGGCCCCGGGAGCCAGGCGCCAAGCAAGGCUUGCUGGGACGGCUGGGUUGAACCCUGCUCAGCCUGACUUCCCCUGUCGCAUUGGGCACGUCCUUUUCAAACCCCCGGGCCUGCGUGUGUCACCGUGGAGCAGACAGAACCGGUUGCCAGUGAGAACUGUGAACUUAAGGAGUCUGCCUCUCCAGUGUGGCUGAUGGACCCCUGCCCUGCUGGGGUUGCCUGUCUCUGAGGGCCUGCCUUGCCUGCCUCCUAAAUGUAUCUCAGCUGCUCGGAUGACCGAGUGAAGACAGAGACAGUUCUCCCCACAGCCUUCCCUCUUGGACAGCACUCACUCUUUGCUCUCCCCAACCCUGUCCCUGACCAGGCCCUCGGCGCUGUGGAAGAGGAACACAAACCUCUGAGGUUGAAGCCAGCCUGGAGGGAAGGGUCAGGAGGGACUGUGGAGCUCCAUUUGCAAUCAAAGGAAAGCAUGCCCGCUGCCUGGAACUUCCAGAAUGGAAGCUGAGUCCAGGAACUCUGCUGGUUACUAUGGCAACCAUCAGCUGAACAAACCAGAGUGGGAGAAGGUGGGCCAGAAACCCUCAAAAUGGAGGAGCAGAGAGGAGUCCAGGGUGGCCAAAAGCUGCAGCCUCUGCGCCAGGGCCCCUCGGUGUCAGGCACCCCUUCUCUGGAAAGAAACCAAGGCAGAGAGAGGGUGGGAGUGCUUUAUUAGACAGCAUGGUGGCCUAGUCUGAGGAUGACUAGCAGACCCCCAAAACAAUAAAUAAACCUUCAUUUUUCUAAACAAUAAAUAAAUAUCUAAGAAAUAAAUAUCUGACAAGGA